AUGGCGAUGAGCACCCAAAGAGCCUCUGCACCACUUCUUUCUCUGGAAUCAGCUCCUCGAUGGAAGUACGAUGUGUUUUUGAGUUUUAGGGGUGUAGACACCCGCAAAGGUUUUGUAUCCCAUUUAUACCACGAAUUGUGCAAGUUCCAAGGAAUUACAACUUUCCUUGACGAUCGAGAGCUUGAAGAAGGAACAAGUAUUCCUCUUGAGCUCCCGAGUGCGAUAAAAGAAUCGCAUAUUGCAAUCGUUGUUCUUUCACCAAACUAUGCUUCUUCCAAAUGGUGCUUGAAUGAACUUACAACCAUUCUUCAAUGCAUGGAAGCUAGGAACUCAGUUCUGCCGGUCUUUUACGAGACAGAUCCAUCCGACGUUGGAAAUCAACGGGGAUCUUUUGCCAAAGCCUUCGCGGAGCAUGAAGAAAAGUUCAUCACUACCGAAGAUAAAAAGAAGGUUGUCCAAUGGAAGGCUGAUCUAAAAAGACUGUCCAAAAUUUCUGGUUGGCAUUCAAAGCAAUACAAGUAA
Messenger RNA from Malus domestica (apple), 522 nucleotides. The record is from RefSeq and is a predicted model, not a curated record. Lineage: Eukaryota; Viridiplantae; Streptophyta; Magnoliopsida; Rosales; Rosaceae.